Molecule: messenger RNA, 659 nt
Organism: Hylaeus anthracinus
Lineage: Eukaryota; Metazoa; Arthropoda; Insecta; Hymenoptera; Colletidae
Gene: Obp11
Product: general odorant-binding protein 69a-like
Exons: 6
Coding region: 17-478 (153 amino acids)
Molecular function (GO): odorant binding
Source: RefSeq, a predicted model, not a curated record
UCCGUUUGGUGUUUUUAUGUGUAAACCUUCCAAAGUUUCUGGCGAAGGAAUGACGACUUCGGAAUCCGUUCUGAUUUUUCUAUGCGUCAUAACGUCUGCAUUUGUCUUUGCGAUUGGUGCUGGUUCGGCUAAUCCCGAAGACUUCCGGAAAAUGACAUCAGGCGUAAGGAAGAAAUGUAUCGCGGAGACCAAAACGACUCUUAAGGCCAUCGAGGACUUUGAAUACGGUGUAAUGCCCGAUGACGACAACCUGAAGUGCUACUUCAAGUGCUCCCUAGAGAAAUUCGGCAUGAUGGACAAAACUGGUAAGAUAAAGUACAAUAUGUUGAAGAAAGUAAUACCAGAAGCUUACAAGGAAGUGGCUUUCGACAUGAUCGACACCUGCGUUGAUCCUCUUGGAAAAGAUAACUGCGACAAAGUCUUCAAUUUCGUGAAGUGCUUGUACAACGAAAAUCCCAUGGCAUUUAUCGCUCCAUGAAAGUCAUCGUCGACGCCUAGGACUGAAAAUAUGCGUUGAAAAUGCAGCACCGUAUACAGCGAGCGGAAGGAAUGAUUCGUCGUAGACGACAGAAGAGUACGACGAAACCUUUAAAACAUGUCAACGUAUAAUUCAGUAACGAAUUGAAAACAUAUAUAACGUAUAAUAAAACGAUGGUGAC